CAGUCCCCUGGCAUCAGCCGCCCAGAGCUGUUUACCGCUCCGCUCCUUUCCUUUCUCUCUCCGUCUACUCCAGUAGGGUCCACCACUGCCAUGGAGACCUCUGCAUCCUGCCACUGUCCUUUGAGGAAAACAACUGGAGAUACCAGAGAGAAGAAAACGAUGAUGUUCAAAGAGUUCACCAAAGGAUUCUCUCAACUUUCCCUGAGAACCUCUCUCCGACGGAGACUUGGAAGAUACAACAAUGAAACCAGCAUUAGACCACUGAAUUUCACAAGGAGUCUGGCAGUGUCAGACGGAGAGCUGAAUGUGGUACCAGAGGAGCGUGGGGCCAGUGUGGGCCUGUGUUCCAGCAGUAACUCCAGUCUCCCCACUGUGCCCAGUGAUGGAGCCAGUGGUGUGGGGAAGGUGGCUAGCUGGGCUGUGAGCUUUGAGAGGCUCCUACAGGACCCAACUGGGGUCCUCUACUUCACGGCUUUCCUGAAGUCGGAGGUCAGUGCUGAGAACAUCUUAUUUUGGCAGGCAUGUGAAAAGUUCAGACAGAUCCCAGCCAAUCAGAAAGAGAAGUUAAAUCAGGAGGCUCGCUCCAUCUACAGCAGUUACCUCUCAGGCAGUGCCUCCCAUCCCAUCAACAUUGAUGACACAGUCCGCAUCGAGGAGCGGGAAGUGAGAAACCCUCACCCUGACAUGUAUCACAAGGCUCAACAACAGAUCUUCAAGCUGAUGAAGUUUGACAGCUACACACGCUUUGUUCGCUCCCAGCUCUACCAGAGCUGCAUGUUGGCCAAUGUGGAGGGCAGGCCUCUACCUGAGCUGGGCCCCCGCUUGAAGAGCACAGCAACCAGAAAGACUGCUGGGACUGACAUCCCCGCUCUUAGUAACAGACCCAAGGCUGACCAGAAACCCAAAGAGAAACCAAAGGUUAAACCAGGAAAGUCUCUACCUUUGGAUUUGGACGAGGGAGCAGAGAAGAGAAAAGGAGCUCCACAGAACAAGCUGACCAGUGAGAAAGGACGGGAAAAGAGGGGAUCGUGGGGAGCCGAGCUUGCUGACCAUGCUGCAGUCUUACAGAGCACAGCCAGGUCGGGGUCUCUCCUCAAAGCAGUAGAGCAGUUGGAGAGGGAGCGUUGGCGUGCGGGCCAGGCUGAGAAGUACUGCUGUGUGUUCCUGCCUGAUGGCACUGCCUCCCUGGCACCAGCCCGACCUGGCCUCUCCAUCCGCACCAUGCUCACUGGGCUCUGUGAGAAGAGAGGCCUCCCCCUCUCGGAUGUCAUAAUCUACCUGCAGGGCAAGGACAAGAAGCCCCUCUCUUUGGAUCAGGACAGUUCAGUUCUGAAGGAGCAGCAGGUCUUUCUGGAGCUCAGGGUGACUUUUGCGGUGGAGAUAGUGUCCACAGGGAAGACAGUGGGUAUUGUGGUAAAGUCCAGUAAGUCUCUACAGGAAGCACUGACCCCAGUGCUCCAGAAGCAACGUCUGCGACCACAGGAUGUCAUAGUCACCAUGAGUGGGAGCAAAGAGUCCCUAAGCAUGAGCAUGGCCGUAACCUCCCUGGCCAACAAAAAGCUAACACUGGACAGAGUGAAAGGUACUGAGCAGAGCAGCAGGUCAAUGGUGAGUGGUAGCUCCUCAGGCCCUGUGUCUCAGCAGUAGAGGCAUCACCCAAGUGUUUGCUACACGUUGGAUGUGGAGGAGUAUGAAGUCCAGGCUACAUAGAGGCUGAGCUGAGGAUGACAUCAGGGUCAGCAAGCCAACUCCAUCAUCUUGCAUCACAGGCUACAGAGAGGCAGAGGAUAACACCAGAGCCGGCAAGCAAACUGCAUCAUCUGGCAUCACCAUCAUCAAACCAUAAUUUAACUCGAUUUAGGAGCCUGAGAUCGCUGAUCUACUGAGGGAGUCCUGCUCUAGGCAUGACAAUGUCUAUGACAAUGUCAUCCUGUCUUUUGUUUUAUUAUGUGUUAUAUAUGUAACCCAAGUAGGCUAAGUCUACUGUGUAGCCUAGGCCUACUAUGUUUGUGUUUGUAAAAUUUUUUAAACCAUUUAUUUAAUACGUUUUCAAACUUUUUUGUGUCAUCCUUGAUGAUUUUAAAUGCAUUAUCCACAUGUGUGAUUGUAUUGCGUUUUAAAUUGUCAAAUAAAUCUAUCUAUCAACUACGGUGUGGAGUACAGUAUUCUACAGUAUACUACAGUUGACUACAGAAUUCUAUAGUAAGUACUAUAAUAUUCUAUAGUAAACUGUAGUAUUUUUUAUGCGGGUAUCGCAGACAUUGCCAUUGGAGGCGCCGAGUCAUAUUAGUAAUAAUCCCAUGCAGCCUUGUUACAAGUUGGAACACUGGAAUGUGUGAUGUAACCUACACCCCGAUUAGGCUGAUAUAAAUACUUAUUAUUUUGUUGAAUGAUAUUCAAUUAGAUUGCCAUUAUUUCAAUUUAGCAUACACUUUCUCGUUCUGAACUUCUAAAGCGAGUGGGACAGUUGUAGCUUCGUGACAACCACACGAGCAGCUGCUCACCGAUUUGACAGCUCUAACACAGUUACAACUCCGACACCGCCAAAAUACCAGCUAUGCGGGUGUCCGCUAUUGCCGGUUAACGUUUGAUCUGAUUGAAUCUUUAAAAAGUUAUUGGCAUUUCCAACAAUGUGACAUUU
Messenger RNA from Coregonus clupeaformis (lake whitefish), 2641 nucleotides. RefSeq names its product regulator of G-protein signaling 14. Gene Ontology annotation, molecular function: GTPase activator activity. Bases 91 to 1647 code for a protein of 518 amino acids. The transcript is spliced from 15 exons. The record is from RefSeq and is a predicted model, not a curated record. Lineage: Eukaryota; Metazoa; Chordata; Actinopteri; Salmoniformes; Salmonidae. Gene Ontology annotation, biological process: signal transduction.